Mya arenaria is the source of this 2890-nucleotide messenger RNA. RefSeq lists its product as uncharacterized. The record is from RefSeq and is a predicted model, not a curated record. Lineage: Eukaryota; Metazoa; Mollusca; Bivalvia; Myida; Myidae. Bases 197 to 1633 code for a protein of 478 amino acids. The transcript has 2 exons.
GUUUUCGCAUGUUUUUGUUAUAAUUUAUGUUUAACAAUUAAAUAAUUUUGUCGUGUUUAAAGAUUGUGAAUUCAAUACUUGCAUAUGUACAAAAGAAAGUUGCCUUCUUUGUUUACACUUAUGGGGAAAAUUGCGCUGUUAUGGGUUAUUGUUUUGUGCUGAAGGUUAUUGGGUCGUAUUUAUUGUUUAAAAGACCAUGGACCGUGACCCAGGAGGCCAGCAUGUGAUGUCCUUAAGACUGUCCAGAGUUCUGAGGGACAUCGGCGUGACCAAACAGAUGGUGACUCGGAGGAGGAGGUCAUCCCUGUUUAUGGAAAAGACUAGAACUGUGUGGAAUAUAGAACAAAAUGAAAAAGACAGGACAUAUGUCUUCGGUAGCCAAUCGGAAGGGACAACGACUCUAGGCAUGAAAUCAGAUACAGAUGUUCUAAAAUGUUUCAACGGUUUCAUUGUGAUAAAAGACUGGGCAGACUGGGAGCCAGGGAAGGUGUGUCUUCUGUUAGUAAAGAACGAUCGUUCUCCGCCCCAACACUGCUGUAUACAAAUUGUGAAACGUGACUGUCCACUGCCUGAAGCACUAGACAAUGUGAAUGCAAAAUAUGAUGUCGAAGAGACUUUGGAUGGAAGGGUGCUGUUGAAAAACACUUUCAUAGAUAGUGUGUUGGAGCAGCAGUAUGGUCGGUUAUUUAGGAAACAAGGGCCAUCGAGAAGUAAUAACAAAAAUGUAGACAUCAUAAUCGCGUUUAGAUACAGUGGACUACUGUUUGAAUGCAAUUACCUAUUCACAAGACCAAAGCCUGGCCACUGGCCGAGACCUGAAAUACUCGCGAAGGCACGUCUGUGUGAAACAUUCCUCGUCGCACAAGGUCACGCCGAGAGUGAUCAGUCAAAACUGGAAUGGAGAUUCUCUACGUCACUGAUUGAAAGAUUGCUCAUGUUUGAUCUCAAUAUUUUUAAAAUACAGGUUUAUACAUUUCUAAAGAUCUUACGAAAGUCUUUCUUCAAACCGUUAGUUGGUGAUAGACUGAGCACGUUUCAUUUAAAAACCGCUUUUUUGUUCACCCUUGAGACAUAUCCUCCAGAAAUCUGGCAGGAACGUAACCUGCUGCAGUGCGUUAUAUUCUGCCUUAAAACUCUUCAAAGAUGGUUCAACCUUCGGCACUGUCCACAUUACACGAUCUCGGGAGUGGACCUAUUUGUGGGAAAACUGAGAAAUUGGGAGUUUCCUCUCCUAUCAACAGUUCUGUCUGACAUGAUAGACAACAUCAUGGACUACGUCUCCCAGAUAGAAAUGGACCAGAUAGGGGAGAGAAUCGUCGACAGAUCCAGAGCAGUCAGUACAAGAUAUCAGAACACAUUGGCUACAGUUAGAAAAUGCUUUGAUGCAAAUAUGACGGAAAUAAUCAGUGUUUAUUUCUUCUCGACGAUUAAAAGAAAUAACAUUUCCAAAACAAAGAACAUUAUCAUAAAAAUUCAGGAGAUUCUAAAUGAAUCGGAUAUACGGUCAGAAUUACAACAUGCAGUUAAAUGGAUGUUGAAAAUCAAUACAUUGCCACCAUGGCGGCAUCUGCGUGUCUUCACUGGAACCAGCCAAUACCACCAGACAUUUACCGCCUGUAUGAGGCCUCCCUAGACUCUGACCUCACCUCUAGCAGAUUGAAGUUGGCAUCCAUGAUGUACUGCAGUGGUCAGUAUGAGAGGGCGGAAUUGGUGUUGGCCUACACGGAGGGACUGCUGCAUGCCGAUGUGUGGCAGUUUAGUCGAUGUCCAGGAAGGUCGUUACCAGAGCCUUCUGAGAGGUUUCUACAAAAGGCUUAUGAGAUUCCUGUUUUAGAAGUGCUUAAACGACAUGUUGCAUGCAGCGUUGUUUUUAAUUCAUUAGAGGUAUGCUGUGUACCCUGGUUCCUAGUAUACGAGAUGCAUAGAACGAUUCGUCCUGAAGAUUUUCACCACAGAAAUCCAAUACAUGAAAAAUGGAUUGACCUUGUAGUGAUUGACUCCAAACCAUUCAUGUUCUACCUGCAGUAUCUCACAUUCAGACAACUUGGAGAAGAAGAGAGAAAACUGGAAGCACUAGACAAGUUAUUUAAUUAUGUUUGUUUUCAGAGUCGAGGGAGUGGACAUAUAGAGACAGCCCUCCAUGUACUUGGUCACUGCUAUGAACUAGAGAACCAAUAUGAUUUGGCAUGGACAUGCUAUAGAAAAUCCCUCAAACUCUUCCCCUAUAACAACGCAGCUAGAUGGCAUAUCAUGAGACUCCUCCAGCAGUCAUAAAGAAUAGAUUAGAAGUACAUAGCAUAUCAUCCAAAAUAUGUUAUCUUCGAUAAUCCAAAUUACAUUUAUCAAAGGGUUGUCAUCUCUAUUGCUACGCAAGUGCAAUUGGUGACAUAAUAACAAUUAAACAAACUUCAAGAUGUUUCAUCGAUAACAAUUAUUUGUUUCGGACAUUACAUCUUUAGUCGAAAACAUACAAAUGCAUAUACAUAUAUUGAACUGUUUUGUAAUUAUUCCUAAUGAAUUGACUUGCCCCUAAUAUUUAAUACAGGAACAGGAAAAUUGUUUUUAAGAAUUCAUAUAAAGCAGAUUCAAGUCUGACUCUGAAUAUAUUCAGACAAAUACAUUUCAAUUUAGAGAAAGUCUCCGUAAUUGUUUGCAUUGCUUUUUAUAUACAUUUUCUAUAUUCAAAACAAUAAAACAUUUGAGUGAAACUAACUAGAUCAACAACUACCAAUACUCUGUAAAUGAACGAAAUUCUCAAUACAAUGCUUUAUUUUGUCAUUGAAAUCCAAUCUUGGUGCCUGUAAAAAAAUGUUUGUUUGUUUAAACACAUUUUUUUUCAAUAUAUGUAUCAAUAUCAGCUUGCAACAGUAUUUGUGAUAUAUGAUACGAU